GUGACCGGAGGCCCGAUUAUUCUUGAAGUCGACCACACUACCACCAUUGCAGAAGCGAAGAAGCUACUAUCCGAGAAAGAAAAGAUACCGAUGGAUUCGCAUAGAUGGAUCUUCGCCGGCAAGAGUCUCGAGGGUAGAUUCAACCAAAGAACUAUGCGUGAUUUCAACAUCCAGAGGGAGUCCACAAUUCAUCUCAUCCUACGUCUA
Molecule: messenger RNA, 207 nt
Organism: Eremomyces bilateralis CBS 781.70
Lineage: Eukaryota; Fungi; Ascomycota; Dothideomycetes; Eremomycetales; Eremomycetaceae
Exons: 1
Biological process (GO): modification-dependent protein catabolic process; protein ubiquitination
Cellular component (GO): cytoplasm; nucleus
Molecular function (GO): protein tag activity; ubiquitin protein ligase binding
Source: RefSeq, a predicted model, not a curated record